AUGCAACAUGUGACUGUCAGGCUUCACCUACUCCUCCUCCUCCUCCUCAUCCAUCCUCUAACCUCAGUUGACCUGGAGGACGAAGAGGAUAAAGUGCUGGUGGAGGUCAUUGUUGACGGCUCCCCCUGCAGCGCAACCUGUGGGCUGGGGGUGAAAACUCAAACCCUGUGUUUACUGAAAGAUGGCAAGACGGCGAUGGAAGAAGACGUGGGAAGUAAAGAUGGAGCAGAGGUGUCUGGGGAGUGUCGUGCCCGUAAGGUGAAGUGUCUGGAGUCGUGGCAGUGUGGACUCAGGACGAUGACUGUGACUUCCGGACAGAGAGUGGAGAUUGACUGUCUGGGAGAAGUCAUGGAGGCGGUGGGGAGGUUCUCCUGGAGGGUGGCGUGGCGUUAUGCCCGAGGAAUAAUCAGCUCUGAUGACUCUCUGUUUACUCGCUGGGAUGCUCCUCUGCUGGACCGAGUGGUUCUGGACCCCGUCAAGGAGGAGGAUGCAGGUACUUAUCGCUGUGACGUUCAGGAUGCCACCUCCCGCAGGGUGAAGAGGGUUUACUGGGGGAUCCGGGUUAUGCCUGUUGGGGUUCUCAAUCUGGACUAUGAAAGCUCUCUGGCCCAGUGGGACUUUGAAAACCAGGAAAAUCAGACUGCUUCAGACCAGCCUGACAACAGGACGGCUCUUCUUCACACUGUGCUGAUUAGCUUGAGCCUCGCAGGCCUCGGGGCUGGACUGAUCCUGCUGAGCCUCUACUGGACACUGAAGACAAGUAGCCGCGACACUCUGCAUCCUGAGGAAUGA
Molecule: messenger RNA, 792 nt
Organism: Dicentrarchus labrax (European seabass)
Lineage: Eukaryota; Metazoa; Chordata; Actinopteri; Moronidae
Gene: tmem81
Product: transmembrane protein 81
Exons: 6
Coding region: 1-792 (263 amino acids)
Source: RefSeq, a predicted model, not a curated record